UACAACACCAAGUUCUCAUCAUGGCUUCUUAUUCCUUCUUCCUUCUCGUCUUGCUGUUUGCAUUUCUCACCCCUCCUGGGUUUGCCAAUUUCUUCUAUCAUAAGCCUCCAUUAUAUAAGCCUCCUAUCUACAAACCUCCAAUAUACAAGCCUCCGAUUUAUAAAUCACCGAUUUAUAAGCCUCCUGCUUAUAAGCCACCGAUCUACAAGCCUCCUGUUCAUAAGCCUCCAGUCUACAAGCCUCCCACAAAGAAGCUGCCAAUCUACAAGCCUCCUAUUUACAAGCCACCUGUUUACAAGUCGCCAGUCUACAAGCCCCCUGUUUACAAGCCGCCAGUUUACAAACCGCCUGUUUACAAGCCACCCGUUUACAAGUCGCCAGUCUACAAACCCCCAAUUUACAAGCCUCCCGUUAACAAGCCUCCCAUAAAGAAGCCGCCAGUUUACAAGCCUCCCAUUUAUAAGCCGCCAGUCUACAAACCCCCAAUUUACAAGCCUCUAGUCUAUAAGCCACCAAUUUACAAGCCACCAAUCUACAAACCUCCAAUUUCCAAGCCUCCCAUAGAGAAUCCGCCAAUCUAUAAGCCUCCCAUAGAGAAGCCACCGGUCUACAAGCCUCCUAUUUAUAAAAUCCCAAUUGAAAAACCUCCAAUUUACAAGCCACCUUUUUACAAGCCUCCGAUAGAGAAACCGCCCAUCUAUAAGCCUCUUGUUUAAAAGCCUCCCAUUUACAAGCCGCUACCCAUUUAGUAACCCCAAAUUUGGCAGGUCACGCAUGCAUAAGUUUCUACAUCAUGCUAUUUACAAACCUCUGUUGCCUCAUCGGCCAUCAAUUUACAAUCAUCCAUGUAAAAUAAUAAUAUUUGGUCUUCACGAUCUCAAGUACAACACAACAAUGUCUCAAUUAUAUACUAUCUACGUGUAUGGUUGGCACCUCGCUGUAUCUUUAUGCUGCCUACAAAAGUAUUGGACGAGUUUAUGAACACGAGCAUCUCACUAUUGCAAUAUGAGUAAAUCAGCAGGAGUACUGAGCGUGAGAGUCACUGUGCUGUACUUUGAUUUCUUUUUAUAUAAAGUAUGCUUUCUGCA
Molecule: messenger RNA, 1088 nt
Organism: Prosopis cineraria
Lineage: Eukaryota; Viridiplantae; Streptophyta; Magnoliopsida; Fabales; Fabaceae
Product: repetitive proline-rich cell wall protein 1-like
Exons: 1
Coding region: 21-716 (231 amino acids)
Cellular component (GO): extracellular region
Molecular function (GO): structural constituent of cell wall
Source: RefSeq, a predicted model, not a curated record